UAUUUAAAUCCUUGAUGUCAAUUAUAAAAAAAAAAAGAAACAGAAAAAGAAAAAUGAAAAUAUGGAUUUUUUUUAUUCUUUGGCUAUGAUUCGCAUUUGCCUAUAUAUAGUUAUGAUUCUUUCGGUUUCCUUACUUUUUCUUUAGAUUGUCAAAUUCUCUUCGGAAAAACAAAGUUCUAAUUUAACAUAGCCAUGGCUGAGGCCACCAAGCUUCACAUAGCCAUGUUCCCGUGGCUAGCCUUUGGUCAUAUGAUCCCAUACUUAGAACUCGCGAAGCUUAUAGCUCAAAAGGGUCACAAAAUCUCCUUCAUUUCAACACCAAGAAACAUCGAUCGUCUCCCCAAACUCCCACCAGACUUAGCAUCUUCAAUACAAUUUAUAAAACUCCCUUUGCCUCACGUUGAAAAUCUCCCUGAAGACGCUGAGGCCACCACUGAUCUUCCCUACAACAAGGUCCUUUACUUGAAACUAGCUCUCGAUGGUCUUCAAGAUUCCCUGGCCAACUUUCUUGAAACAUCGUCUCCAGAUUGGUUGCUUUUAGAUUUUGCUGCUUAUUGGCUACCUCCUUUAGCCCAUAGCGUCACAGAGUUCUUCGAUAGCAUAACGGGGGAGGGUUCCCACACUUCGGAUGUCUACCGUUUUGAAAAAGUUAUUGAACUCUGUGACGCAAUAGUUGUAAGAAGCUGCCGGGAAUUCGAGCCCGAGUAUUUGAAUCUUUUAAAGGAACUUCACCAGAAACCUGUUAUUCCCGUUGGUCAGCUUCCAACGACUGCAUAUAGUAAAGGAGAUGACGAUGAGGCCUGGAAACCAAUAAAAGAAUGGCUAGACAAGCAAGAAACAGAGAGUGUGGUUUAUGUAGCAUUUGGUAGCGAGGCAAAACCAAGUCAAGAAGAAGUGACAGAGAUAGCUCUAGGAUUAGAGCUAUCUGGGUUACCAUUCUUUUGGGUGCUGAGGACUCAACGAGGGGUGUCGGAUACUGAGUCCAUCGAGUUGCCAUAUGGGUUCGAGGAGCGAACCAAAGGGCGCGGUGUGGUGUGCACCAGGUGGGCUCCUCAACUCAAGAUUUUAGCUCAUGAUUCGGUUGGUGGGUUCUUUAGUCACGGUGGGUGGAGCUCUGUUGUGGAGGCGCUUCAAUUCGAGAGAGCUCUUAUAUUGUUGACGUUCUUGGCUGAUCAAGGGAUAAAUGCUAGAGUUUUGGAGGAGAAAAAAAUUGGUUAUGUGAUACCAAGAAAUGAGAAGGAUGGAAAGUUCACCAGGGAAUCGGUGGCUGAGUCACUGAGGUUGGUGGUGGUGGAGGAAGUGGGCAAAGUUUACAGGGACAAAGCCAAGGAAAUGAAGCAGAUAUUUGGGGACAGGGAAAGACAGCAUUUGUAUGUUGAUCAACUUCUGAGUUUCCUCAUCAACAAUAAGAAUCUCAUCAAGUCAAGGCCCCUGGCUAGAAUUGAACAAUAGUUAAGCAGCUUUGCGUCAUUUACUCCUUUUAUUUAGUUUGUUUAGAAAUAAUUCCCUGGUGCCUGCCAAUUGAGCUUUGGCUCCAAUGACAUUGCGUGAUGAUAAAUAAUUGCCUGCCUAAUCAAUUGCUCAGAUUCCAGGCCAACGUUGCAGUGUAAAAAAUUUU
This is a messenger RNA of Durio zibethinus, 1618 nucleotides long. Its product is annotated as UDP-Glycosyltransferase superfamily protein. Gene Ontology annotation, molecular function: UDP-glycosyltransferase activity. The record is from RefSeq and is a predicted model, not a curated record. Lineage: Eukaryota; Viridiplantae; Streptophyta; Magnoliopsida; Malvales; Malvaceae.